CAUCAUCAAGCUAUCGCUCAUCAUCUAAACAUUUCUGUUAUAAACAGGCCAGCAGGAUCAGGCCCCUGAUGGCAACCCAUUAGAGCAGAGCAGGAAUUUCCUUUUGACCAGUCAUUUCCCUCCUGUAAAAGAACUGAACUCCUAAACUCAUUGACACAGCGACUUGGUCAAGGAAAAGCGAGACUUGGGACAACAAAAGCCCUGAAAACAGUUGAAAGCCCUGAGAGGUGUAAUCGCAGCUGAUCGAGGGACACCAACACCCACUCCCCUUUCAAAGGACAUCGCCACCCUACUACCACCGCCGCCAUGGGGGAAUGGAGCUUCCUGGGUGAUCUGUUUGAACACCUCCAGGCACACUCGCCCAUGCUGGGUCGCUUCUGGCUCUUCAUCAUGCUCGUGUUCCGCAUUCUGAUCCUGGGCACCGUGGCGUCUGACCUGUUUGACGACGAGCAGGAAGAGUUCUCCUGCAACACCCUGCAGCCGGGCUGCAAGCAGGUGUGCUACGACCAUGCCUUCCCCAUCUCCCUGUACCGGUUCUGGGUCUUCCACAUCAUCCUCAUCUCCACCCCGGCAAUGCUCUACCUGAUGUACGCCAUGCACCACGUCUCCAAGAAAAAGCCCUCCUCGUCCGCCGACGGCACCGCCUCCACCUGCAGCCAGGAUAACCCAGAGGAGAGGCGCCUGAGGCAGCUCUACCUGGUGAACGUGGCCUUCCGCCUGAUGGCGGAGGUGGGCGUGCUGGUGGGCCAGUGGUGGCUGUACGGCUUCAAGCUGGAGGCCCAGUUCCCCUGCAGCCGCUACCCCUGCCCGUACACGGUGGACUGCUUCACCUCCAGGCCCGCCGAGAAGACCGUCUUCCUGGUGUUCUACUUUGGGGUGGGCGUGGUGUCGGCCGCCUCCAGCCUGGUGGAGCUCCUCUACGCCGCCGUCAAGUGGUUCUGCCCCAGGAAACAGGGGCGGCGCGGCAUGCUGGAUAGGUCCUACGACUCUCAUAAGCUCAGCAACCUGCGGAAACAGGAGGAGGAGGCGAACCUGCGGUUUGUGGGAGGGGGGAAGUCGCUGUCCGACAGCGCGCUGAGCAGCGCGAGGAUGAAGACAGGCCCCGUGAGGAGCAGCGGUGCGAGGAAGACCUCCAGCGUCGGACACAAGACCUCCAGGCUCCCCAGCAGCCGGUCCUUCAUGGCGUGAGACAGGGCUGCGAUAAAUCAGAGCGAAUAUAGACAAAAAAAAUUCUUACUUUAUUAUUUAUUUUUAAAUCACUUUGAUGCCUUUGCCAGUGGUGCACCAUGCGAGAGGAUUACCAAACAGAUCUAGGCAGAUGCACUCCACUACAAAAUUACCCCAAUCCUUAUACAAUGGUCGAACCAAAAAUCGCAAUAUCACAAUGCGAUUUCUUUUUCUCCAUAUCGUGCAGCCCUAGCGUGAGAGGUCACCUCCCGGGCCCAGUCCUCAUAUGGGCUGCGGGGAACAUCGGGACCCCCGGCGAUUGUAAGAUCGGACGGCAAACGCUCUGACCGCUGAGCUACGGACUGCAGUCAUCCGGGUCCGUGGUUGUUGUGGUCCUAAAGCUUUGUGAGCGAGGUUUACCUUGGAGGAACAUACAUUUUACUCACCUCUAGUAUUUUAAUUAGGAGGAUUCUAGAGAGAGAGGGUCAGGGGGGUUAUAAUCGAUUAUGAUUAUGUUAAUUAACACAGACACAACACCCAAGGAAACCAACACUGGUCAGCUUUGUUGCGUAUCCCUGAUUACUGCACUGAAGGCCUGCUAAACACAGAUCACAGCACCUUACACAGUACCUCAGAGCCAGUCCUAGACCAGGAAUUCAUUGGCUGACUGAUGGAUUGAUUGAUGUGACGAGGCCGCGGAUUAGAGGUUUUGUCUGAUCCUCAUCCACGAACAUUGGGGACUGGGGGUUUAAACGUGACUAGCAAGCAAUGACUCCUUUGCUGCGCUAAUGAUGAGCCCUUUAUCUUUUCAUCAGUCCUGGGACAAGGAUGCAAUCAAGGAUAACUGGAUGCUUUUUAACUGAACAUCAUCCUAAGCAUGACUUGUCAUGUCAUCAAGUAAUUAUGGAGUGUAUUUGAAUUAUGGUGUACUUGAAAAACGCCUCUUUGAUUUUUUGGACACUUUGAACUGCAAAUUAGCAAUAUUUCGAUUUUUUGUAUAUAUUGAGUUGAAUAAAAAUGUAUCUAUAUGUUUGGUUAAUACUUUUGUUAAGCUGUAAUAAAUAAACUAUGUGGGUGGGAGAUUAAUGAUACAUUAUGAUCAUGAUUAUUUUGACGCCCAUAUUUAUGUAAUAUUUAUUACUUGUAUUUAUGACGCAUCCUAUUAAAUUGGUUGUGUGUACUGAACCACUCCUUGUGUUUUGAAAAAGUUGCGACAAUAAAACAAGGCCUUGGGUUCAAGUGUGAGUGUAAUAUGUCCGCUAUGUGGCAGCAGAGCUUCACACAAAAAUCCAGUCGCCGGCUGCUAA
Gadus chalcogrammus (walleye pollock) is the source of this 2474-nucleotide messenger RNA. RefSeq names its product gap junction delta-3 protein-like. The record is from RefSeq and is a predicted model, not a curated record. Lineage: Eukaryota; Metazoa; Chordata; Actinopteri; Gadiformes; Gadidae. Gene Ontology annotation, biological process: cell communication. Gene Ontology annotation, cellular component: connexin complex. The transcript is spliced from 2 exons. The coding region runs from base 307 to 1188 and encodes 293 amino acids.